Messenger RNA from Apaloderma vittatum (bar-tailed trogon), 875 nucleotides. It is a transcript of the gene FHL2, whose product is annotated as four and a half LIM domains 2. Lineage: Eukaryota; Metazoa; Chordata; Aves; Trogoniformes; Trogonidae. Gene Ontology annotation, cellular component: Z disc; nucleus. Gene Ontology annotation, biological process: negative regulation of calcineurin-NFAT signaling cascade; negative regulation of transcription by RNA polymerase II. The record is from RefSeq and is a predicted model, not a curated record. Gene Ontology annotation, molecular function: transcription factor binding; transcription coregulator activity. The coding region runs from base 22 to 861 and encodes 279 amino acids. The transcript is spliced from 5 exons.
GCUGGACUCCAAGACACCAAUAUGACUGAACGCUUUGACUGCCACUACUGCAAAGAGUCCCUGUUUGGUAAGAAGUACAUCCUGAGGGAGGACAGCCCGUACUGCGUGAAAUGUUACGAAAACCUGUAUUCCAACACCUGUGAGGAAUGCAAAAAACCUAUUGGUGCUGACUGCAAGGAUCUGUCUUACAAGGACCGUCACUGGCAUGAAACCUGCUUCCAGUGCUUCCAGUGCAAGAAUUCUUUGGUGGACAAACCUUUUGCUGCAAAAGAGGAACAUCUGCUUUGUACUGAUUGCUACUCCAACGAAUACUCUUCCAAAUGUAAUGAGUGCAAGAAGACUAUUAUGCCAGGUACUCGGAAGAUGGAAUACAAGGGCAACAGCUGGCACGAGACCUGCUUCAUCUGCUACCGCUGCCAACAGCCUAUUGGCACAAAGAGUUUCAUUCCUAAGGACAAUCAAAACUUUUGCGUCCCUUGCUAUGAGAAGCAGUUCGCCAUGCAGUGCGUCCAGUGCAAGAAGGCUAUCACUACAGGAGGUGUUACUUACCGGGACCAGCCGUGGCAUAAGGAGUGCUUCGUUUGUACUGGAUGCAAGAAGCAGUUGUCCGGACAACGCUUUACUUCCAGGGAUGAGUUCGCUUAUUGCCUGAGCUGCUUCUGCAACCUCUAUGCCAAGAAGUGUGCUGGAUGCACGAACCCAAUCAGCGGACUUGGAGGAACGAAGUACAUCUCCUUUGAAGAACGGCAGUGGCAUAAUGAUUGCUUUAACUGUAAGAAGUGCUCUCUCUCGUUAGUGGGUCGCGGUUUCCUCACGGAAAGGGAUGACAUCCUUUGCCCUGAAUGUGGGAAGGAUAUUUAAAGCUCCAAGUAAGA